AUGAAUCCCAACUUUUCUUCUAUGAUUGAUCAGUAUAAACAUCAACAACUCCGAAUUGGAUCAGUUUCUCCUCAACAAAUAAGUACUUGGGCGAAUAAAAUCCUCCCUAAUGGAGAGAGAGUUGGAGAGGUGACAAAACCUUAUACUUUUCAUUACAAAACCAAUAAACCCGAAAAAGAUGGAUUAUUUUGUGAACGCAUUUUUGGGCCUAUCAAAAGUGGAAUUUGUGCUUGUGGAAAUUAUCGAGUAAUCGGAGAUAAAAAAAAAGACCGGAAAUCUUGUGAACAAUGCGGGGUCGAGUUUGUUGAUUCUCGGAUACGAAGAUAUCAAAUGGGCUACAUCAAACUCGCAUGCCCAGUAACCCACGUGUGGUAUUUGAAACGUCUUCCUAGUUAUAUUGCGAAUCUUUUAGAUAAACCUCUUAAAGAAUUAGAAGGCCUAGUAUACUGCGAUUUUUCUUUUGCUAGGCCCAUAGCUAAAAAACCCACUUUUUUACGAUUACGAGGUUUGUUCGAAUAUGAAAUCCAAUCCUGGAAAUAUAGCAUCCCGCUUUUUUUUACUACCCAAGGCUUUGAUACAUUUCGAAAUCGAGAGAUCUCUACUGGAGCAGGUGCUAUCCGAGAACAAUUAGCCGAUCUCGAUUUACGGAUUAUUAUAGAUUCUUCAUUGGUAGAAUGGAAAGAGUUGGGGGAAGACGGUCCCACAGGGAAUGAGUGGGAAGAUCGAAAAGUUGGAAGACGAAAGGAUUUUUUGGUCAGACGUAUGGAAUUAGCGAAGCAUUUUAUUCGAACAAAUAUAGACCCAAAAUGGAUGGUUUUGUGUCUAUUACCUGUUCUUCCUCCUGAGUUAAGACCGAUCGUUCAGAUAGACGGGGGUAAACUAAUGAGCUCGGAUAUUAAUGAACUCUAUAGAAGAGUUAUAUAUCGGAACAAUACUCUUACCGACCUAUUAACAACAAGUAGAUCUACGCCAGGAGAGUUAAUAAUGUGUCAGGAGAAAUUGGUACAAGAAGCCGUGGAUACACUUCUUGAUAAUGGAAUCCGUGGACAACCGAUGAGGGACGGCCAUAAUAAAGUUUACAAAUCAUUUUCGGAUGUAAUUGAAGGCAAAGAGGGAAGAUUUCGCGAGACUUUGCUUGGCAAACGAGUCGAUUAUUCAGGGCGUUCCGUCAUUGUCGUGGGCCCCUCACUUUCAUUAUAUCAAUGCGGAUUGCCCCGCGAAAUAGCAAUAGAGCUUUUCCAGACAUUUGUAAUUCGUAGUCUAAUUAGACAACAGCUUGCUUCGAAUAUAGGAGUUGCUAAGAGUAAAAUUCGGGAAAAAAAACCGAUUGUAUGGGAAAUACUUCGGGAAGUUAUGCGGGGGCAUCCUGUAUUGUUAAAUAGAGCACCUACUCUGCAUAGAUUAGGUAUACAGGCAUUCCAGCCUGUUUUAGUGGAGGGUCGUGCUAUUUGUUUACAUCCAUUAGUUCGUAAAGGAUUCAAUGCAGACUUUGACGGGGAUCAAAUGGCUGUUCAUGUGCCUUUAUCUUUUGAGGCUCAAGCGGAAGCACGUUUACUUAUGUUUUCUCAUAUUAACCUUUUAUCUCCGGCGAUUGGGGAUCCUAUUUCCGUACCAACUCAAGAUAUGCUUAUUGGACUCUAUGUCUUAACGAGCGGGAAUCGUCGAGGUAUUUGUGUAAAUAGGUAUAAUCCAUCUAAUCACAGAAACUAUCAAAAUAAAAGAAUUUAUGAGAAUAACUAUAAGUAUACGAAAGAAAAAGAACCUUUUUUUUGUAAUUCUUAUGAUGCAAUUGGAGCUUAUCGGCAGAAACGAAUCAAUUUAGAUAGUCCUUUGUGGCUCCGGUGGCGGCUAGAUCAACGCGUUAUUGCUGCAAGAGAAGCUCCUCUCGAAGUUCACUAUGAAUCUUUGGGUACCUAUUAUGAUAUUUAUGGGCAAUAUCUAAUAGUAAGAAGUAUAAAAAAAGAAAUUCUUUCUAUAUAUAUUCGAACUACUGUUGGUCAUAUUUCGAUUUAUCGAGAAAUCGAAGAAGCUAUACAGGGGUUUUGUCAGGCCUGUUGA
Messenger RNA from Daucus carota subsp. sativus, 2058 nucleotides. The record is from the annotation of a RefSeq genome assembly. Lineage: Eukaryota; Viridiplantae; Streptophyta; Magnoliopsida; Apiales; Apiaceae.